CAGGGAUCGGAAGUCUCGCGGGAUUUCAGUGCGUUGACUAAAUGCCACGUCGGUUGGAGCCUGAGCAGCAGCAUUUGCUGGGCUUUAUUUGACCGACUGCGCAAAUCGAAAUCUUAGUUUUUCCCGUCACUGGAGUCGUGUGCGGUUACAGCAGCAGGAGGAAUGGGGACCUUCAUCAGAUCACUGUUACUGAUCACUGUCGGGAUGGCCGUGUGUCAGCAGACGCUCGCUCACUCCCACCAUCACCACGGACACUCGCACGGCGACAGCGGCGGCUGCCACGGACACUCGCAUGGAGGGGCCAAGAUGCAUCAUGGGGCCAGCAAAUGGAGCGCUGAAGCCAACCUGCCCCACGCUGAAGAGGAGCAUCACGCUCACGAUCACGGACACGCACAUGAUCACGGACACGCACACGAUCACGGACACGCACAUGAUCACGGACACGCACAUGAUCACGGACACGCUCAUGAUCACGGACACGCUCAUGAUCACGGACACGCUCAUGAUCACGGACACACACACGAUCAUGCACAUGAUCACGCAGCAGAGCGACUGAGUAGAGAUGUGGAAGCAGGGAAGAGGAACAUGGUGGAGCUCUGGAUGCAGGCCAUUGGAGCCACUCUGCUCAUCAGCGCUGCCCCCUUCCUCAUCCUCUUCCUCAUCCCGGUGCAGUCAAACACGGACCAGCACCAGAACCUGCUCAAAGUGCUCUUGAGUUUCGCGUCUGGAGGUUUGCUCGGGGAUGCGUUCCUUCAUCUCAUCCCUCAUGCGCUGGAACCUCAUUCUCAUCAUGGUCAGUCACACGGCAGCGACGAGUCACAUGGCAGUGAGGAGUCACAUGGUCACUCACACGGUGCUGCCCAUGGUCACAUGAUGUUGGUCGGGCUGUGGGUGCUGGGUGGCAUUGUUGCGUUUCUGGUGGUUGAGAAAUUUGUUCGUCUUUUGAAGGGAGGACACUCUCACUCUCACUCUCACGCUGCACCAAAGGCAAAAGACAGCGAUGAAGAGGAUGAUGGCAAGAAAAAAGAGAAGAAGGGAGGGAAAGAGAAAAACGUUGACUCUGAUAAGAAGCCUGCAAAGAAAACAGUUGAGACGAGUUCUGAUAUUAAAGUGUCGGGUUACCUGAACCUGGCCGCCGAUUUCACCCACAAUUUCACAGAUGGGCUUGCGAUCGGCGCGUCAUUCCUGGUAGGUCCAGCAGUCGGCGCUGUUACCACCAUCACCAUCCUCUUACAUGAAGUCCCACAUGAGAUUGGAGACUUCGCCAUUCUCGUCCAGUCAGGCUGCACCAAGAGGAAGGCCAUGUGUCUUCAGCUUCUCACCGCCAUUGGUGCGUUAGCCGGAACUGCCUGCUCCUUAUUGGCUGAAGGGGUGGAUGCCGCGGCAACCACCUGGAUCCUGCCCUUCACCGCCGGAGGCUUCGUUUACAUCGCGACCGUCACGGUUCUUCCAGAGCUGCUGGUGGGACGCUCUAGUUUCUGGCAGUCAAUGCUGGAGAUCUUCGCUCUGCUGUUCGGGGUGGGAAUGAUGGUGCUGAUCGCCGAGUACGAGUGAGGGAUGGACAGUGCCAUGUUUGAAAGAAGAACCUGUAAAAUGAGGUGAAGAGACCAAUGCAUGGUCACCUGAACCUCUAGAGACUAAGAGUGUGUUGAGAUGAAUGUUCGUAUUGACCAUAGAAA
Molecule: messenger RNA, 1679 nt
Organism: Cyprinus carpio (common carp)
Lineage: Eukaryota; Metazoa; Chordata; Actinopteri; Cypriniformes; Cyprinidae
Product: zinc transporter Slc39a7-like
Exons: 9
Coding region: 163-1554 (463 amino acids)
Biological process (GO): intracellular zinc ion homeostasis; zinc ion transmembrane transport
Cellular component (GO): membrane
Molecular function (GO): zinc ion transmembrane transporter activity
Source: RefSeq, a predicted model, not a curated record